AUGGGCGGCGUCAUUGAAGCCGUACACAUAUUCGAUGACAAUAGGACCCCGAUCCUGUUCCACGCCUACGCCGGGAGGCCGCUGUCCGCGGCGCACCUCCUGCCCCUCUACCUCGAGCACCCCGCGCCGCGGCCGAACCUGCUGUACCUCGCCAACACGAACCCGCCAACGCUCGUCUUCAGCCUGGUGCACGGCAACCUGCUCCUGCUAGCGACAUCGUCGGGCGAGAUCGAGCCGCUGCUGGUGCUCGAGUUCCUACACCGAGUCGUCGACGCCCUCGAGGACUUUGUCGGCGCGCCGCUUCUGGCGAUCAAGAUUGAGAACAACUACGAUGUCGUCGCGCAGCUGCUGACGGAGAUGUGCGACGCCGGCAACGUCAGCACGACGGAGCCCAACGCGCUGCGGGAGGUGGUUGAGGUGGAAGGAUGGGUGGACAAGCUUUUGGGGAGCAUCAACCUACCAGGAAAACUACAGUCUAAUUCUUCUUCGAUCACACCUUCGAUAUUACCGACGACAGGAACGUCGCUACCGUGGCGGCGAGCAAACGUACGGCACACCUCCAACGAAAUGUACGCCGAUGUCGUGGAAACACUAUCAGUUACCCUGGCGCCGUCUGGGAGACCAUUGGCCGCAUUCGCAAACGGAACGAUUGCCUUCACAGCAAAGGUGUCUGGGGUGCCGGAUAUCACGGUCAACCUCACCAGCCCUUCUGGCAAGCACAACUUGGGGAGCUUCCUGGAGCUACCUGUCUUUCAUCCCUGCGUCAGGUUAAAUAGGUGGCAUGAACGGCCAGGCGAGCUGAGUUUCAUCCCGCCAGAUGGCCGUUUCAUUCUCGCGGGCUACGAAGUCGACCUGCUACCUUUUACAAGUGGCAAGUCGGGCAACCUCAGCAGCAGCUCCCUCAAGUUGCCGGUAAACUUGGAGAUGAAGACCGGCCUAGGGCCGAGCGGUUCAGAGUUUGAGGUACGAUUACAAGUAAACAAAAUUUUCGGCACUCCCGGGUCUUCAUCAUCCAGCCAGCUGGGACGAGGUGGCGGCCCAGGUCGCCUAGGAUCCCCGCACCCAGGCACGCCAGCCUCACCGUUGCUCGACGACUUGAUGGUCACAAUACCGCUCCCCCUUGAUGUCAGAAACCUUUCCGAUAUACGCCCAAGCCGGGGCGACGCCAGCUUCAACCCCGGGCAAAGAGUUCUGGAGUGGCACAUCCCCGCCAAAGAGCUGAGCGGACCGACGUCGCACUUCGGGCUACGCAGCACCGUCGUCGGGGCUCUGAGCAACGAGCAGCAGGAGGACGCGUUCGACCCGAGCGGAUUCGGGUUCGGGCAGCAAGACUACUCGUACAACGAGCCGUACCAGAGCGUGCCGGUGGCCAAGAAUGCGCAAAGGGGCGGCAAGACGCGCGAGGGCGGCGGCAGCGACGAGCAGGACGCGCAAAAAGUGGCUCAGAACAAGAUUCUGAUGCCGAGCUCGGCGUCGGUCAACUUCUCCGUCAAGGGCUGGCUGGCGAGUGGGCUCAAGGUGGACAGCAUCGUGCUGGACACGCGCAAGAGCCGGGGCCUUGGGGAGGGGGUCAAGCCGUACAAGGGGGUCAAAUACCUGACGGUGAGCAAAGGCGGCGUAGAGCUGCGCUGUUAG
Cordyceps fumosorosea ARSEF 2679 is the source of this 1635-nucleotide messenger RNA. Its product is annotated as Clathrin adaptor, mu subunit. Gene Ontology annotation, cellular component: clathrin adaptor complex; cytoplasmic vesicle. The transcript is spliced from 3 exons. The record is from RefSeq and is a predicted model, not a curated record. Lineage: Eukaryota; Fungi; Ascomycota; Sordariomycetes; Hypocreales; Cordycipitaceae. The coding region runs from base 1 to 1635 and encodes 544 amino acids. Gene Ontology annotation, biological process: endocytosis; intracellular protein transport.